AUGGUAGAAGGCACCGCAAAGUCAAAUGGGAAGAAAGAUAUACUUCCCAUCUUCUAUGACGUGCGCCCUGAUGAUGUUAAGCUCAAAACCAAAUUGUACAAAAAAGCUAUAGCCAAGCACAAGAAAAAGUUCAGCUCCGAUGCAUUGAAUCGGUGGGAGGAUGCUCUUGUAAAGGUUGCACAUCUAAAGGGGUGGGAACUUGAAGGAAAAUGCCAUGGAGAACAAAUUGAAUUGGUUGUUAGAGAGGUAUUGUGUAAGCUUAAUGCCAGAAAUGUGGAUGUGCCUGAAUAUUGGGUUGAAGAUCAUCGUCAAAUAGAAGACAUACUAGAAAAGUUGGAAGUUGACUCUGAUGAUGUAUGUUUCCUUGGUAUUCAUGGAAUAGGUGGCAUUGGUAAAACAGUCUUGGCAAAGGUUGUGUUCAACAAAAUAUCUUCUCACUUUGAAGGUGUUUGUUUCCUCAACGACGUUCGAGAAUCAUCACAACAUGGUCUUAUAAACGUGCAGAAAAAGUUAUUAGCAAGUUUUGUGGGUCCUGUGAUUGCUGAUCUUAUCAAAGACAUUGGAGAUGGGAUGAAAUCAAUCAAGAGAGUAUGUCAUACUAAAAAAGUCCUCAUUGUUCUAGAUGAUUUAGAUAAGCAAGAGCAACUCAAAAAGCUAGCUGGAAAAUCAGAUUGGUUUGGUUUAGGCAGUAGGAUCAUCUUCACCACUAGGAACUUAGAGGUCUUGAGUACUCAAGUGGAAUCAUCUGGUGAAGAGGUCCUAAAUCAACCCAAAGGAAUUUUGGCUUAUGAAGCUCAUGAAAUGAAAUACAAUCAAGCACUUCAGUUGUUUUGUAAGCACGCAUUCAGGAGAGACUCUCCCCUAGAAGGAUAUGAUAAUCUUACAGAGAAAAUUGUUCGUAGAGUGGGUAUGCUUCCUUUGGCUGUUGAGGUCAUAGGUUCAUUUCUUUAUUGCCAAAGCUUUGCCUUGGGGCAAUAUUUUGAUAAACAAAAGCUAUGGGAAGGUAUGUUGAAGCAGUUAGAUGAUGGUCCUUUUAAGGAUGUUCGAGAUGCAUUAAUGAUAAGUUAUGAAGGAUUGGAGAAUAAGCAAAAAGAAGUAUUUCUUGAUAUUGCUUGUCUUUUCACCAACGAGGACCAAACAUAUCCAAUUAUCAUGUGGGAUGACUGUAAUUACCAUCCUUACCUUGCAAUUCCAGUCCUCUGCCAUCGGUCCUUAAUAAAAAUUGGACACGACAAUAAGUUUUGGAUGCAUGACCAAGUUCGAGAUAUGGGAAGGCACAUCAUACGUGAAGAAUAUCCUCGCAAAUUUAGUAGGGUGUGGAUUUAUAAUGAUGCUAUAGAACUACUGGGGAGAAAACAGACAAAUCAAGAUGUAGAAGUACUAAGCCUGACUUCCGAUGGCUGCAGCCGAAAUAUUGUACCAGAAGAAUUAGCUGCUCUACCAAAUCUAAGAUUCCUUCGAGUUAAAGGCAUUGAUUUUUUUGGCAACUUCAAGAAUCUUGUUUUGAAGCUAUGUUUGCUUUCUUGGAAAGUGACGCAUAAUAAAUUUUGUGCGGAGAAUUUUCAUUUUGUUAACUUAGUUGUGCUAGACCUUUCAAGGAGCAAUAUCGAAGAUGAUUGGGAUGGAUGGCGCCAAUUCCAGAUGACAAAGAAUUUGAAAGUUUUGGAUUUAACGGGGUGCACGAAACUGACGAGGACACCCGACUUCUCUGACUUCGUGUCUUUGGAGUUGUUAAUACUUUCUGGCUGUGUCAAGUUGAUCACGAUCGACGGCUCCGUCGGUAAGCUCGAGCUCCUGAAAACUUUGAAUAUCGAGGGAUGUCUGUAUCUCGAGCAGCUGCCCGCUCUGCAUUCUUCGACGCAAAUUGUCAGGGACCGAAAUACUGGACUUGUUGAGAGCCUCAAGAGGGAGCUGACAGAGACUUUCACGAGGCAAAUAAAAGAGAAAUUGAAUUUCACCUGCUCUAAAGAGAAUUUGAAGACCACCUGUGCAGAGAAGUGGAAGACCUGCGUUGAGGUGUCAUUGAAGACCUUCCUUGCAGAGAAACCUAAUUUGAGGUGUCGCCGGGUGUCAUUGAAGACCUUCUUUGUAGAGAAACCUGCUUCGCCGGUAGGUGUAGUGUAG
This is a messenger RNA of Eucalyptus grandis, 2124 nucleotides long. RefSeq names its product disease resistance protein RPV1-like. The transcript has 4 exons. Gene Ontology annotation, molecular function: ADP binding. Lineage: Eukaryota; Viridiplantae; Streptophyta; Magnoliopsida; Myrtales; Myrtaceae. Bases 1 to 2124 code for a protein of 707 amino acids. The record is from RefSeq and is a predicted model, not a curated record. Gene Ontology annotation, biological process: defense response; signal transduction.